AUGGAGCUAGCGCAGCAGGCGGCGACCGUGCUGCUCUGGCCCUUCACCACCUUCUACCAGACGUACCUAUGGUGCACAUCAUUCGCAGAUCGGCGGACGGAGGACUGGCUCCUGGUGAAGUCCCCGAUCCCGAUGCUGCUCAUCAUCGCCGCCUACCUGUGCAUAGUUCGGUACGGGCCCCGCAUCAUGGCGUCAAGGCCGCCCUUCCAACUGAAACCUUUUCUCGUCGUCUACAACUUCGCCGUCGCUGGGCUCAACCUAUACAUCGCCAUAGAGAUAUUGUAUUGCAUAACCAAGCGGAGAUACAGCUGGUUGUGCCAACUGGUUGACUACAGCGACCAUCCGUUAGAGAUAAGGAUAGCACGCGCGCUGUGGUGGUACUACAUGAGCAAGCUUAUCGAGCUGAUGGACACGGUGUUCUUCGUGUUGCGCAAGAAGGACAACCAGCUCACCUACCUGCACGUCUACCACCACUCGACCAUGUUCUUCUUCUGGUGGAUCGGCAUCCGAUGGGUCGCCGGAGGGUCUGCUGCCCCUGGUCCUAGCAUCAACUGCCUCGUCCACGUACUCAUGUACUCGUAUUAUGGCUUAGCUGCCUUGGGACCUUCUGUGCAGAAGUACCUCUGGUGGAAGAAGCAUCUCACGCUAAUACAGCUCGUACAAUUUUGCAUCGGCCUGGGCUUUGGCAUCAAUGCCAUCUUCAGUGGCUGCAAGUUCACAAGGUGGAUGCAAUACGCCUUCAUCGUGUAUGCCUUCUCUUUCCUCGUACUAUUUGGCAACUUCUACGUUCACGCUUACAGGAGCAGGUAUCAAGCCAAGGCAAGCAAAGCCAAGCAGCAGCUUGGGGAGCUGUCCCAAGAGGACAGCGAUUCCAUCGACAAGCAAUACCUCUUGCCCUCUCUGAGCACAAUGUGCUUUCCGGAAGGGGUCAUGGACAGUGACUUCAAGAAGAGGGAUUAGGAUGUCGAUACAUUGCCUUUGAGAAGGACUUGGUUCCCGUCAUUCUCUACGUCACUCGCAGAGAGCUACAUCGGUUCAAUGGCCCUACAUACUGUUCUAGGAUUUCAUAUAAUGGUCUUACUCAGUGCUGUGCGCAUGGAAAAGUUAUGGCUGCAUGCAUGGCUUGCGUGAUACACAUAUGCUACGGUCGUUCAGCCAAUCAGUAGAACGCGAGGCAGUAUGUGAUAGCAGCGUCCUAGACUUGUUUCUAUGAAACAUUCUCAUAGGGACAAAUUCUGUUUUGUGAUAGAGGCUCAGAAGUGUUUUAUCACAGGAACAGAAUGAGAACAUGCAAACAUUAUGUCAUUUAAACACUUCUCACAGCACAUGCAUGAUGCCUUGCUAGAAUGUGCUGCAAGUUUCAUUGCUGCAAGUGCUAUCAUCUAGCAAUAGUGACUGUUCAUUGCGUUGUGGCCUGUUGUAUAUUGUUUCCUCUUAGAGUUCCGGACAGCAAGUUCUAAAAUCACGUUUAGGGGCCUUGAAGUGCGAGGCUCAACAGCUUUCACAUGCAUCACAUAUUUACUAAAAGGUUACACGCACUUUCAUGUGACUGACCACUACUUGAGGCGUUAACAGCUACAGAUACUAUCAACAGGAGCUUGAUCACCGAAGACAAUGACGAUGAAUUGUUUGCAAGUAGGAGAAAUACCCGCUCCUGAAUGCGAGAACUGUGCCACAAUGAUAGAUGUGAAGACAACUCAUUCCUACAAGAACACCAUGAUGCUACAGUGGCCCAUGCAUUAACCCUGCAGUGCCCAUGUGAUGCAUAUGACAAAGCUAAUUCUCAUUCAGGGGACGUUGUUUGAAAGUAGUUUAAGAACUUUAAGCAGGGAGUCUUAAUGCACAUAUACCUUCUUAUUCACCUUCCAUCACUGCUUGAUUGUAGGUACGGUUCCAAGUUGAGAAGUCAGUACAGCAUGUAAAAUAAGCUGGGCAUUACAGGGUUAAGAUGUGCUAGCGCAUCCAUCGCAAGGGUGAAAAAAGAGAAGUGCAUUUCUCUCGUGCUAGGCAAUAGACAUCACAAUAGUAAUGCUGCCUUGAUAAUAGAAUAUGUUAGGAACUAAUGUUAUGAUAAAUAAAGCCAUCAACUUGCAUAUCGCAUUUUACACCAAACUUGCUCCAUAUUUUAAUGCAUGACUGUGGGGUACACAAGAAGGGAAGCAAGGAAAACAUUUUACACCUUGCCUGCAUAGAACACUAGAUGAUGUUUUCAACUACUUCGUGACUGAAAUAAAAUCAAGUUAAUACAACAA
Rhipicephalus microplus (southern cattle tick) is the source of this 2252-nucleotide messenger RNA. RefSeq names its product very long chain fatty acid elongase 4. Lineage: Eukaryota; Metazoa; Arthropoda; Arachnida; Ixodida; Ixodidae. Gene Ontology annotation, cellular component: endoplasmic reticulum membrane. The record is from RefSeq and is a predicted model, not a curated record. Gene Ontology annotation, biological process: fatty acid elongation, monounsaturated fatty acid; sphingolipid biosynthetic process; fatty acid elongation, saturated fatty acid. Gene Ontology annotation, molecular function: fatty acid elongase activity.